This is a messenger RNA of Poeciliopsis prolifica (blackstripe livebearer), 1356 nucleotides long. RefSeq names its product interferon-induced protein 44-like. The transcript has 9 exons. NCBI's taxonomy places the organism in Eukaryota, Metazoa, Chordata, Actinopteri, Cyprinodontiformes, Poeciliidae. The record is from RefSeq and is a predicted model, not a curated record. Bases 13 to 960 code for a protein of 315 amino acids.
UGCUGCUGGUUCAUGUUGCAGCAGAGCAGCAACAACAGCAGAAUGGCUCAACAAAAUGAGAAUACAUUUAGUCAAAGACUAUGGAAAAUGUUUGGGUUCCCAACACAUGUUGCUGAAGAGGCAGAGCCUCCAAUUCUGGAUGAACCAUGGAGGGAACUACACUGGGGAGAAAAACAGAAGAAUCUUCAAUAUGUGCAGGAAUACAAACCAGAACAAGAUGACAUCAAGUACCUCCGAGUCCUCCUUUAUGGACCCGUUGGAUCUGGGAAGUCCAGUUUCAUCAACUCUGUCAGUAACGUCCUCAGAGGCCGGAUUACGAUUCCUGCUUUGGCCAGCGCGACCACGUCUGAUAAAAGCUUCACCAAAAAGUACGAGACUCAUAAGUUCAUUAAAGGACGAGGAAGCUCAAAGACAUUUUAUCCUCUGGUCUUCAACGACAUCAUGGGUCUGGAAGAUGGAACCGACAGGGGAGUUCAUGGUGACGACAUCAAACUGGCUUUGGAGGGUCAUGUGAAGGAAGGCCACAAGUUCAACCCAGUUGCUCCAAUAUCUCAGGAUGACCCAGGCUACAACCCGACCCCCUCUGCUGAUGACAAAGUUCAUGUCCUGGUCUGUGUGAUGUCUGCUAACGCUCCUCAGAUGAAUUCAUCGAUUCUGGAGAAGAUGAAGAGCAUCAGAGAAACAGCCAGUGAGCUGGGAAUUCCUCAGAUGACCAUGAUGACCCACAUCGAUGAAGCCUGCAGUGAAACUGAGAAGAACUUGAGGAAUGUCUACAAGAGCAAGUACCUGAGAAAAAAGAUGAAAGACUUCAGCUCAGCAGUGGGAAUCCCAGUGAACUGCAUCUUCCCUGUGAAGAACUACAGUGAAGAAAUCAACUUGAACAAUGAUGUUGAUACUCUGAUCCUCAGCACUCUGAGGAAAAUGAUCGACUUUGGAGACGACUUCAUUGAGAAGAUUUAAACUGAGAUGUAGAGGUUUAGGAGAGAGAAUGUUGACGGUGUUGGAAUAAUGUAAUUUUAAGUCAUUAAAACACAAUGUAGGAUCAAUUUGAUCAAUUAUAUGUUUUGGGUGCUUGGGGUUUUUUAUGUAAAACAUUGUGCUAUAUAGCUAUAUUUCAUAUUGUAAUUUUCACCUGAUAUUCUUCAUCCUUUUUUUUUGAUGUAAAGCACUUUAAAUCACAAAAAUGUGCAAAUGGGCUGUACAAAUAAACCUGCUUUUCCUUUUCUUAGCAACAUUACACUACAAUAGUAGUUGCCAUGCAAUGAUUAGUUUUAAGUUUGUUUAAACUAUGGGCUUGAUUAGAGAUGGUGUGAUUUUGAUUUUGAUUUAAAAUGCAAUGAACGAUCAGAAGUUUGA